Molecule: messenger RNA, 1109 nt
Organism: Olea europaea var. sylvestris
Lineage: Eukaryota; Viridiplantae; Streptophyta; Magnoliopsida; Lamiales; Oleaceae
Product: probable E3 ubiquitin-protein ligase XERICO
Exons: 3
Coding region: 377-835 (152 amino acids)
Source: RefSeq, a predicted model, not a curated record
CCCAGUGGAUGAAGCUAGAACAACUGAAAGAUGUUAAAAGUACCCAAAAGGAUAAUGUAAGAAAAAGGUUAAACUUUGACAUUGUACAGUGUAUUACAAGCAAAGACAUGGUGGGAAGAAAGUGAAAAUUGUGGUGGGGUCUGCAGAUUUUGAUUGUAUAAAUAAAUUCCAUUGAAGACGAUUAUCAUCCACCGUUGUCAACACUUCUUCACCUUCCAAUUUCUCCUUUUUACAUCCCCCAAAAUUUCCUGAUUUGCUAGGGCUCUAACUUCUGAGCUGAUCCAAUCUAUCCUUUUUACAGAGCUCCUGUAGAAAUCCUGUAAUAGUUUGCAAAGUCUAACAAUUCUAAUAGACAUCACAGGGUUCCACGUCCAAAAUGGGUCUUUCAACAUAUUCCAGUGCAGCUGAUGCGGGUGUGCUCUGUGUAAUUCUGGCAAACACAGCCAUAUCCAUUUCAAUUAUGAAGGAGAUUGUUCGGUCUCUUCUUCUUGUCAUUGGCAUCCGCAUUGCUUCAUGGGAAGAAUUCUCCAUGGAGCAUUUAGACUCAGUUCAAUGUCACAAAAGUCCGUCAGAAUCGUACAUGGAGGAGUUCCGUAGCCGAACACCAGCGAUACGCUAUGACUCAAUAUUCACAUUUGACUGUCCCCAACAAGAGUGCUCAGUCUGCUUGGCUGAAUUCAAGCCAAAUGCAGAGGUUAACCAACUGUCUUGCGGUCAUGUUUUCCACAAGUCUUGUCUUGAGAAGUGGUUGAACUAUUGGAACAUCACGUGCCCUCUUUGUAGAAAUAACAUGGUUCCUCAAGAAGAAGUCGAAGAAGAUGCCUGUCCAAUGUGAGUCCUUACUGAUCACUUGCUAAGUCCUGGUUUUCUGCAUAGUUUGUACAGAAUAUCUAUAAGAUUGUGUGCAUCGGCUUAUGCGAUUUGAUGCUUUUGUUUCGCUGUUCUGUUUGCGUCCUCUUGUAGUGACGGGUCCUUGUUGACCAAUAUAUCUGUUGUAAAUACUUUGAAAAGCUUCUGAUAUCCAUGUACCUGAGAUUUUAGUCGAGUUCAGGCUUUAUGAAAAUCACCCUCUGUCCGUUGUAAUUGAGAUGUGCAACUUCUUUGUUUCA